Messenger RNA from Vicia faba (fava bean), 1284 nucleotides. The record is from the annotation of a GenBank genome assembly. NCBI's taxonomy places the organism in Eukaryota, Viridiplantae, Streptophyta, Magnoliopsida, Fabales, Fabaceae.
AUGGAGGGAAAAGCAAAUGGUUACGCGCUGGAGACUGAAUUGAUUGAAAUGCUUAAUGGAGCGGUUGUUCCAGAAAUGUCUGGAAUCCACGAACAAUGCAUCUACAAAGUACUUCCAAGAAUUCGCCAAGUUAAUCCACAAGCUUAUACACCUCAAAUUAUUUCGAUUGGUCCUUUUCACAAUCCACAUGGUUCAACUAGUGACAACAUUCUGCACCAAAUGGAAGAACUCAAACUCAAAUAUCUAAAAAGGUUUCUAAAUAGAACAAAGUUAUCUGUGGGUGAUUUAGUUUUCAAAUUUCAAGAGUGGGAAAAUAGUAUCAGAAGUUGUUAUGCAGGGAUUUUUAGCUUUAACAGCAAUGAUUUCUUAAAAAUCAUUAUCAUUGAUGCAUGCUUCAUAAUUGAACUUUUUCUUAAGUUCUAUGAAUAUCCAAAUUGGACGGAAAAUGACCCUAUAUUAGUAAAACCUGGGUUACGUAAUGACGUUGCACGUGACUUAAUGCUCCUUGAAAAUCAGUUACCAUUUUUUGUUCUUGAAGAGAUAUACAAAUUAGCUAGUAUAAACCUUGAAUUUCCUUCAUUACUUACAAUUACUAUACAUUAUUUUACAUCAUUCAACCUGCAGAAAAUAAAUCCAGUGGUUUGUCCAACUCCAAAACACUUUGUAGAUCUUCUAAGAACAUUUUUGAUGCCAACACUGCCAUGGACAUUUGAUUCUCUACCAGAAGAAAUAAUUGGACAAGUAAACAGUGUGAGUCAAUUAUCAGAAGCAGGAUUAAAAUUUGAAGUAAGUGAAAGUAAAUGCUUAGUUGACUUGAAUUUUGAUGAUAAGGGUGUGUUGAAAAUGCCAUGCUUUCAUGUCGAUGAUGGAACAGAGUCACUCAUGAGGAAUAUAAUAGCAUUUGAAGAAAGUCACUUUUCAUAUCAAGAUUCACGUUAUAUUUGUCAGUACAUGAGUAUGUUAGAUUUUCUUAUUAACACAGAAAAAGACGUGAGCAUCUUGGUUAACAAGAAAAUUAUUGUGAAUGGAAUGGGUGAUGCUAAUGCAGUGGCUGAAAUGGUUAGCAAUCUUGCCAAAAAUGUUAUACUACCUCGACUCAAUUCAAAAUAUUUGUCUGUAUGUCAUAGGUUAAAUUGUUUCUAUGAAAACCCUCUCAAUAAGUAUAAAGCUAUAUUUGUACAUGAGUACUUCAACACUCCUUGGAAAAUAGCAUCUACUCUAGCUGCUGUAUUGCUGCUUUUGUUUACUUUUAUCCAGACUGUAUGUUCAAUCUGCUCACUUUGA